Molecule: messenger RNA, 588 nt
Organism: Platichthys flesus (European flounder)
Lineage: Eukaryota; Metazoa; Chordata; Actinopteri; Pleuronectiformes; Pleuronectidae
Product: neurofilament heavy polypeptide-like
Exons: 3
Source: RefSeq, a predicted model, not a curated record
AUGAAGGUAGUGGAGAAGGGAAACAAGAGGAGAACUCAAAAGGAGGAGGGGGAGAAGAGGAAAAUGCAGGUGGUGGAUGGAGGGGAUGGAAAUCCAAUGGCCUGCAAAUAUGACAACAAAGUCCAAUCCAAAUCUCCAAGCAGAUCCAAAUCUCUAAUGAUAUCCCAAUCUCCAAAGAGGAGCGUCCAGACUCCAAAGAUGAGAACAAAGUCUCCAAUGGGAUCCCAAUCUCCAAGGAGAUCCAAAUCUCCAAUGAGAUCUCGAAAGAAACCCAGAUCUCCAAGCAGAUCCACAUCUCCAAUGAUAUCCCUAUCUCCAAAGAGGAGAGUCAAGCGUCCAAAGAUGACAGCAAAAUCUCCAAUGAGAUCUAGAUCUCCAAGCAGAUCCAAAUCUCCCAAGAGAAGAGUCAAGACUCCAAAGAUGAGAGCAAAGUUUCCAAUGAGAUCCAGAUCUCCAAGGAGAUCCAAAUCUCCAAAUAUGAGAGUCAAGCGUCCAAAGAUGACAGCAAAGUCUCCAAGGAGAUCCAAAUCUCCCAAGAGGAGAGUCAAGACUCCAAAGAUGAGAGCAAAGUCUCCAAUGAGAUCCAGA